Rotaria sp. Silwood2 is the source of this 218-nucleotide messenger RNA. The record is from the annotation of a GenBank genome assembly. Lineage: Eukaryota; Metazoa; Rotifera; Eurotatoria; Philodinida; Philodinidae.
CAUUUGAUAGUUAUCUUGAACAAUAUCGUGAUCGAAAAGAUGUUAAUGAAGAAGUUAUUAAACAUUAUUUAACAAUGACAUGUCCAUUUAAUGGUUAUCCUAAUGUAUCGAAAUAUCCAUUAGCAGCACCUAAUGAAAAAUGGGUACCUGAUUGGUAUAAAUAUGAAUUACUUAAAUAUCAUAAACGACAAGGAAAAUGGAAGAUGAUGCCAUUCUAG